ACAAAAAACCUUCUCGUCCUGAUAAAAAUCGUGUACAUGUAAAUAGUACGUGAAAUAGAGUAAGAAUUAAUUAAAUAAUUCGAUAUAAAAUUAAGUAUAAAAAUGUUACGCGGUACGCUUAAAUAAUUCUAUACUCAUUGCGAUCUAAGAUACCAUGAAAAAAGCGAACUAAAUGUUGAACAAAUGUGUUACGGCAGUGAAGCGUAUUUUUCCUAACAUAUGCACAAACCAUUAUAAGUAUUUCUCAUCGUCGACAACCAUGGCUAAAAGCAAGUACGAAUACGUGAAGAACUUCGAAUCGGAAGACAGAUGCUUGCCCAACUGUUGGAUCGUCGUCAACUUGGACGGUAAAUGCUUUCAAAGAUUCGCCGAAAUGCACGGCUUCGAGAAACCCAACGACAAACGUUCCUUAGAAUUAAUGUCCCGAUCAGCGGCCGCUGUGAUGGAAGAAAUUAGAGAAAUCGUAUUAGCUUAUGGCCAAAGUGACGAGUACAGUUUUGUGUUCAGAAAAGAUACCAGCAUUUUCAAUAGAAGAACUGAGAAAAUCCUUACCGUAGUCAACAGCUUGUUCGCAGCGGCGUUCGUAUUUUAUUGGAAGAAUUUCUUCGGUUUCGCCAACAUGCUGUAUCCGCCAGCUUUCGAAGGCCACGUUUAUUUAUUCCCUUCCGAGUUGAACUUGAAAGAUUAUCUAAGCUGGCGACAAGCUGAAUUACACGCCAACAAUUUAUACAGUAGCGCAUUUUGGGCGAUGGUCCUCAAAGGAAAAUUAUCUCCGAAAGAAGCUGAAGAUAAAUUACGACCAAUCGCGUACGUCUCACAUAAACACGAACUCAUAUUAAAAGACUACGGUAUAGUCUAUAACAAUGAGCCGAUACUGUUUCGUAAAGGUACCACGUUAGUGAGAAAACUAGUCCCGAUGCCAGGCGACGGUAAAUUUCACCAGGUCGUAUUCCCAUUAUGUAUCGAUUUGACCAACGAAGAGUUUUGGCGUGAAAAUUCUGAAAUACUCGGUCUGAAACCGCUGCCUAUCUUCAAGCCGGGUAAUAAUCCCGGAUUUCCUAUCAAACGCCAAAUCAACGAUAUGAACGGUGCAGACGUAUCGAUGAAACCCACCAUCAAGCCUCCGGAUGUGUGCAAUACGAACGACCCGAAAAUCAAAACCUUUGAUCGAAGGAUACCCGACACGAAUUCCAAAAUGAAACAAGAUUCGAUAGGAAAAUAACCUUAGACUAAUACAUUUUACCUACCUACGGAUAUUAUCUCAAUCGUUUAAAUUUUCCAAGUCGUGAUAUUGAGCAGUAAGUUUAAUUUUUUUUUCUCUCUUCGAAUGCAGCGUGUUUUUAUCCCCACACCCCAAUUUCGUGCGUCAAUUUCAAAAGUUACCUUUUUUCCUUCUUCGACUCCGGUUUACGAUUUGGUUAUAACAUGAACAAUUUAUUUAACGUUAUUAUAAUAGCAAUUAAUUUUAUAUUAGAUUAUUGUUGAAUAUUUGAGUUAUUCAGGCGAAGUUGUUUUUGGCAAAUCUUACCCAUCAUUUUUUUUUUUUUUUUUUUUUUUUUGGAAAAAAGUUGGAGAUAUGUUUACUUUUUAUACAACUGUCUUGAAAGAGACUACUUUGUUGACGUAUUUAAACUGAACCAUCGAUUAGAACGUUAACAAUGUUCUUCUUUUAUGAAAUGGUGAGAAAAAUAGUAUUUUUUUAACAGUCGAGUUGUACAUAAGAUAUUACUGAAGGUGCUAAAAUAAUUAAUAAUCUCACGUUUUCAUUCAACGGAAAGAAGAAUGAUGAAACAUUUCUUACAAAUUUCUUCAUCCAUUUUAGUCGACUUUUCUCCAUUUUGUUAGUAGUGGGUUCAACUUCGGAAUAACCACUUAACAAAAAAAAAAAAACCUAGGAAAUUUUUAGAUGUAUAAUUUUAUUCGCAGUCUUAAAUUUAUGCCUUAUGUGUAUGUGUAUAUUAUAUGGAUAACUUCUGAUUUAUACAUUACACGUAUUUCCGGAAACAGGAUUCAAAGGUGAGAAAAUUAAUUUCGUUCAUAAUGCGUUACGCAUCUUCAAACCGUAAAACUGAAAAAUUAUGUAAUAUAUAGAUGCACAAUAUUAUGGUAGAAAUAUCGCGACUGAAUAAUUUUCAUGUAUAGAUUGAAAACUUGACGAAAAAGGUUCAUUUUUUCUGACUGUGAUUCUGUUAUCUACGCUGUAUUUUCAAUUUUAUCUGUUUUUAAAAAAAUAUUCUCUCAUUGUGAAAUUAUACUUCACUAAUAAAUAUGUGUAUUUUUGUGUUGUAA
This is a messenger RNA of Planococcus citri (citrus mealybug), 2289 nucleotides long. Its product is annotated as probable tRNA(His) guanylyltransferase. NCBI's taxonomy places the organism in Eukaryota, Metazoa, Arthropoda, Insecta, Hemiptera, Pseudococcidae. The coding region runs from base 173 to 1222 and encodes 349 amino acids. Gene Ontology annotation, biological process: tRNA modification. Gene Ontology annotation, molecular function: tRNA guanylyltransferase activity; magnesium ion binding. The transcript has 3 exons. The record is from RefSeq and is a predicted model, not a curated record.